This is a messenger RNA of Gymnodraco acuticeps, 1428 nucleotides long. It is a transcript of the gene foxp3b, whose product is annotated as forkhead box P3b. Gene Ontology annotation, molecular function: DNA-binding transcription repressor activity, RNA polymerase II-specific; RNA polymerase II cis-regulatory region sequence-specific DNA binding. Bases 210 to 1226 code for a protein of 338 amino acids. The transcript has 13 exons. The record is from RefSeq and is a predicted model, not a curated record. Gene Ontology annotation, cellular component: nucleus. Gene Ontology annotation, biological process: regulation of transcription by RNA polymerase II. Lineage: Eukaryota; Metazoa; Chordata; Actinopteri; Perciformes; Bathydraconidae.
CUCACCUUUCCUCCUCUCCCUCUGAGGUACAAAUACCGAGAGGAGGUCUGGGCCUCCUGCUCGGAGACUGAGGCCGGCUGAGUGUGAACCUAAACAAUUAUCAUACACAGCCGUGCAGGCGUCUAACAACGAGUAUCUCCCUCGAAGAAACUGAGAAAAAUAAGACAGAGUCAAGAGGAGCUUCUGCAUGAGACACGUCUUGGAGCAGUAUGGAAGACAUAAGGCAGAAACAGCAGAGGCCAUCAGUGCUGCGCCAGGUUUCCCAAACCGCUUCCAGUCAACCCCACGAAAAUAAUGCAGUCGUCUUCAUUUGCAAGGAAGAGGUGGAUGCAGACUCUCUUCCCCAGUCUUCCUCAUCACACAUGGGCUCUUCCUCUCCCAGGCAGAAUCAUCACUUCCUCCCAGUGAGGAGAGAUGUUCAUGUUCAGAACUCCAUGGAGGCCAGGAUUCAUGAUGGCAUCUCAGGCAGGACCACUGCUCUGUCUGUGGGGGGGCUCUGCCGCUGGCCCGGCUGUGAUGUGCUGUCUGAGGAUUUCCCCUCUUUCUUAAAGCACCUCCACUCUGAACAUAGUCCUGGUGACAGGAGCAUCGCUCAGUGGAAGCUCCAGCAAGACGUCGUCCAGUGCAUUGAGAGCCAGCUCAUCCUGGAAAAACAGAAGCUCAUUGCAAUGCAACUUCAUCUACACCUCUCUGAACACAAACACACUGAUUUGGCAGCGUCUCAAUGGCCGUACAGCCUGCGUCUGUUCCUGCCCCAGCCCCCGGGCACAGAGGGAGACAGAGUGCAACAGUGGAGCAUCAAACAUCCAGAGGGGAGGGGGGGGCAGCACGGCCCCAGAGCUCCUGCCUCUGCCCACCUGCUGCCAGAUUUGGUUCCAAGUAUUGAAUGCUACAAAUACAACAACAUCAGGCCUCCGUACACCUAUGCGUACUUGAUAAGAUGGUCCAUCCUGGAGUCUACUGACAAACAGUGCACGUUGAAUGAGAUUUACAACUGGUUCACGACCAUGUUCUUCUACUUCAGACACAACACUGCUACCUGGAAGAAUGCAGUGCGGCACAACCUCAGCCUGCACAAGUGUUUUGUGCGCGUGGAGGGAGGAAAGGGAGCCGUGUGGACAGUGGAUGAAACAGAGUACCAGAGGAGGAAAGGACACAAGUAUCACAGGGACUGUGCAGUGAAGUGGAUCUCGCCAUACUCCCAUUACUGUGUGGAGGAGCCCUGAUGAGCAGCAGGUGGCAGCACUGAGGGCCGCUCAGAGUUAGACAGAACUGCAUGAGAAACAGAAGAAUCUGUUGCAUCUUUUCACUUUGUAUUUUUUUCUAAUGAAUUGUUAAAAAACAUGUAUUCUUUGUAAGUUUAAGAUGUGUUGUACACAUAUCUGACAGCAGUUUUUAUACUCACUGAAUUGUAAAUAAAGUGUUGCA